UCCAGCAGAAGGACCUUGAAGGGGAGAGGAAAUUCUCACUCCCCAACAGUUGACGUAGUCAGCGGGAUACUUUAACUCAUUGGAUACUGCUUGCCUCAGACACAGCUGCUGCUCAAAGAUCCUGGGACAUCUGACACACAGCUGACGGAAGGACUCCUCGGGCCAAGUAUCUCUCUGAUGGCUUUCAUGAAAAAAUAUCUCCCCCCCAUUCUGGGGUUCUUCUUGGCCUACUACUACUAUUCCGCGAAUGAGGAAUUCAGACCAGAGAUGCUCCAAGGAAAGAAAGUGAUUGUCACAGGGGCCAGCAAGGGGAUUGGAGAACAGAUGGCCUAUCAUCUGGCAAAGAUGGGAGCCCAUGUGGUGGUGACAGCAAGGUCUAAAGAAACGCUAAAGAAGGUGGUAUCCCACUGCCUGGAGCUUGGAGCAGCCUCAGCACACUACAUUGCUGGCUCCAUGGAGAACAUGACCUUUGCAGAGCAAUUUGUUGCCCAAGCUGGAAAGCUCAUGGGGGGACUAGACAUGCUUAUUCUCAACCACAUCACCAACACUUCUAUGAAUCUAUUUAGUGGUGAUAUCCACCUCGUGCACAGAAGCAUGGAAGUCAACUUCCUCAGUUAUGUGGUCCUGAGCGUUGCUGCUUUGCCCAUGCUGAAGCAGAGCAAUGGAAGCAUUGUGGUCGUCUCCUCGAAGGCUGGGAAAAUGGCUAUCCCACUUGUUGCGCCCUAUUCUGCAAGCAAGUUUGCUCUGGAUGGGUUUUUCUCCUCUAUCAGGAUGGAGCAUUCUGUGACCAAGGUCAAUGUGUCGAUCACUCUCUGUAUCCUCGGCCUCAUAAACACAGACACAGCCAUGAAGGCCGUUUCGGGGAUCAUCAACACUGAUGCAUCUCCAAAGGAAGAAUGUGCCCUGGAAAUCAUCAAAGGGGGAGCUCUGCGUCAAGAGGAAGUGUACUAUGACAACUCAGUCUGGACAUAUCUCCUGCUGGGAAAUCCAGGGAGGAAGAUCCUGGAAUUCUUGUCCUUAAGAAGUUAUAGUUUGGACAAAUUUAUCAACAACUAAGCACUUCCUUCAGGUGGAGCAUGGUAGGGGAGCUUUGGGACUGUUCUUCCUGAUAUCUAUCUGAUCUCCAUCCAGGAAGGCAUCUCCAGAGAGACAAAUGGGUGUCCCAGAGAGUCGUAAAUCACACCUCACAUCUCACAAUUUGAAGGAGUUCCUCUAACACUUGCACAGUAGAAACCUAAUUAUAAUGAAUGUCAUGAACCACGGCAACCUGCAGUUGUGAAACAGAUAGUAACCGUAGGUAUAAUUAAAAGGUAGUUCUAUCAAAUUUACCUCAUAUAUGAUAUUAUGAUCAAUACAAUAUUAAUUAUAAUAAAGGUCAUAUCCAUGUUGCAAAUUCAUGAUUAGUAGCUCUAAGUUCAGCUCAUUCAGUAAGGUCCUUUAAAACCACACAAGUGAAAAUUUUCAGUGUUCAUUUCGUAUCUUGUGGUCUGAACCUUUUUAUCGUUCUUGAGUUGAAGAAAUCACCCUGUUCUCCAUUUAAUGGACAUCAUGUCCAUACCAUAUUGUAUAUUUCAGAUACUCUUUAUAUUAUUUUAUAUUGCUCCUCAGGGAGGGAGGAUACCUGGGUGGGUAUAAAUCACUAGGGCAAACCACAGAAGUGGAAGUCCCUGGGAACUUGAGCCACACAACGUACACAUGUUGAUUGCCCUUAGACUGCAUCAGGCAUCUCCACUUUAUGUGUUAACUCUCCACUGUGUGUUAGAAAUCUGGAGAGAAGGGAAUGGAGUUCCAUCCUCCCACUUACACAUUUCGUCAUUUCUUUAUCCAGCAAACACUUAUCAAACACUUGUCAGACAUCACCUGACUACAACCAAACAGGAAACAGAAAUCAGCCAUAUUAACAACUCAGCAAAGUCUUGUAUCGGUUGGGUCCCCAACAAGUAAGAGAUGGCAAAUUAGAUCAUUUUAGUAGGCUUUAGUAAAAAGGGGUUUUCUUACAAAAGUGGGGACAAGGUUAGUGCAAUCACAAGGGAUAAGGUAGUGUCUUGUGGUAAGUCCCACCUUAGGGACAAAAAGAAUGGUUAUGAGAAUCCAGAGAUAGAAGCUAUUCCCAGAGCGUCACAGAACAGGAGCUACGACAUUCAGUUACCGGAUGCCGCCAGCCCAGCUAGGACUAUGCAGGAAGGAUGUGGAGGGGAUAAACACCCCAGCCUCGUUCUCUUCCCUCCCUCCAAUUUCUUGCUAAUAUUUUCUCUUAGCUAACCAGAGGGUCAAGGGAGCAGACUGAUAUAAACCACACAGGUCAGCUUCCUCAUGGACAGCACAGUAGGAAAGAAUGAAGAGUGCUCUGGAGGGAUAGAUGGGAUAUAUCCAGCAUGAACUCAACAUCCCCAAAUGCAGGGUUUCCAUGGUAAGAGAUAAUAGGACACGAGACAUGGGAUUAAAUGCACCAGAGAAAUUUCCUUUCCCCAUCAUUUAAUCUAAAUGACCAGGCAGCAGAACAGACUGGAAUCCAUUGAGCUUGCCAACCACCUGGACAAGGAGCUAGCACUGAGGGUGAAUAUGGCUGGGCUUUUCUUAGAAAGAGAUUCUUUCCAGACUGUGCUCAGUGCAAGGGAACAGGAAAGACCUGACUGCACCUGUGUGCCAGAAAAGAGAUCCAAAAUGUGAAGUCAGAUUUCUGACCACACAGCACAACGGAUAUGCACUCUAGUGCUGAAUCAGAGAAGAUCAUCAAGUGUCUGGAUGCGGGUGGUAAACUGUUAUGCUAGUCCCAGAAUCAGGGGCCUCUGCAUGUGUCACAAAUGGGGCAAGAAGCCAGGUUUGCAACAGGAUGAGGGUGGGAGGCUGAUCAGAAGAAAAGGAGGUAAACAUUGAGACAGAAACAUGGUCAGAUGACAAAUUUAUAGCCAGAGCCAGCUUCCAAUUAGUUUUGCCUUCAGCCUGAACUUUCAGGGUUCUCUUAGGCUUAAAGGCACACUUCAGCCUAUGUUUAGUAUAAAUCAGCUACUCCCUGAUUCUGUUCACUUAUGGGGAAAAGCAAGAGGAGGUAUGUAACAAUAUUUAUGUAACUAAUAAACUAAACCUUUGGUCUUUCCAAGGGUGUGUUGGUAAAUGUUUAACAAUUGGCU
Molecule: messenger RNA, 3131 nt
Organism: Enhydra lutris kenyoni (northern sea otter)
Lineage: Eukaryota; Metazoa; Chordata; Mammalia; Carnivora; Mustelidae
Gene: HSD11B1
Product: hydroxysteroid 11-beta dehydrogenase 1
Exons: 7
Coding region: 178-1056 (292 amino acids)
Biological process (GO): steroid catabolic process
Cellular component (GO): endoplasmic reticulum membrane; intracellular membrane-bounded organelle
Molecular function (GO): steroid binding; 11-beta-hydroxysteroid dehydrogenase (NADP+) activity
Source: RefSeq, a predicted model, not a curated record